AUGGGUGCCCUCGAAAGAUUAUCGCAGAUCUCAGGCCAAAUCUCUGGCUCCAAGUCGGCGCGUGAGAAGCUUCUCGAGAAGAACCCAGACGACAUCGUAGUAACAGCAUGUCUCCGAACGGCGUUCACAAAAGGCGGCAAGGGCGGGUUCAAAGACACACAAGCGGCUGACCUGAUGGCGGGAGCCCUGAAGGGACUCUUGGAGCGAUCCAAGAUCGACCCGUCGCUGGUAGAGGAUGUGUGCGUGGGUGAGGUACUUGCGCCUGGUGGCGGCGCCACCGAGAUGCGCGCCGCAGCUCUUGUUGCUGGCCUCCCCGAGACCGCCGCCGUCCGAACCCUUAACCGCCAGUGUUCGUCGGGUCUACAAGCCUGCGUUGAUGUCGCCAACCAGAUCCGCGCCGGCAUGAUCGAGAUCGGUAUCGGUGCUGGUGUCGAGAGCAUGAGCUUGCAAUACGGUCCCCAAGCCGUAACCGAGUUCUCCGACCUCCUCGAAUCCUACCCCGAGGCCGCCAACUGCAAAGUCCCCAUGGGCGUCCUCUCCGAAGACAUGGCCCGAGACCUCAAGAUCUCGCGCGCCAGCCAAGACGCCUUCGCCGCCGCCUCCUACCAGAAGGCCCUCAAGGCCCAGCAAGCAGGUCUCUUCGACGAGGAGAUCCACCCGCUAACCGUCAAGUACACCGACCCUAAGAGCGGCGAGACUAAGAACAUCACCGUCAAGAAAGACGACGGCGUCCGCCCCGGCAUCACCGCCGAAUCCCUCGGCAAGAUCCGCCCCGCCUUCGCCGAGAACGGCUCCAUCCACGCGGGCAACGCAUCGCAGAUCAGCGACGGCGCCGCUGCCGUCCUGUUGAUGCGCCGAUCGACAGCCGAGCGCAUCGGCCAGACCAUCCUCGGCAAGUUCGUCGCGGCCAGCGUCGUCGGCGUUAAGCCGCUGCUCAUGGGCCUCGGACCCUGGAAAGCGAUUCCCAAGGCCCUAUCGCUAGCCGGCGGCCUAACCAUCGACGAUAUCGACAUCUUCGAGAUCAACGAGGCUUUUGCCAGCCAGUGCCUCUGGUGUGCUAACGAGCUGAAGAUCCCCGCGGAGAAGAUCAACCCUAAGGGUGGCGCUAUUGCCUUUGGUCACCCUCUCGGGUGCACUGGUGCUCGCCAGGUGAGCACCCUGCUGUACGAGUUGCGACGCCGUGGCCAGAAGGUUGGCAUCACGAGUAUGUGCAUUGGUACGGGUAUGGGUAUGGCUGCCAUCUGGGUUGCCGAGUAA
Messenger RNA from Daldinia childiae, 1257 nucleotides. RefSeq names its product 3-ketoacyl-CoA thiolase, peroxisomal. The coding region runs from base 1 to 1257 and encodes 418 amino acids. NCBI's taxonomy places the organism in Eukaryota, Fungi, Ascomycota, Sordariomycetes, Xylariales, Hypoxylaceae. The transcript has 4 exons. Gene Ontology annotation, molecular function: acetyl-CoA C-acyltransferase activity. Gene Ontology annotation, biological process: phenylacetate catabolic process; fatty acid beta-oxidation. Gene Ontology annotation, cellular component: peroxisome. The record is from RefSeq and is a predicted model, not a curated record.